AAAGAAAGAGGAAAAAGAAGAUAGAGAUAGGUGCUUAUGUAUCUUUAUGGGAAUAAAUGAUUCGUGUGAUUGAAUUUUCUUCAUUGCGUUUCUGCAGGGGAGAAUUCUGUUUCUGGAUUAUUUUCACCCAAUCAAAACUUUAGCUCGAACAAUCAUAUUCAGACAAGUUCUAGUGGUUUGUGGAAUCAGAACGGACAAUGUAGUGGCAGUAAUUUUGAGAGUGCUUAUCCAGGAAGAAACUUAAACUACAAUGCUGGCAUUCAAAUUGGCUCAAAUGUCUUGCAAGGGGAAAAUAUUCGAAAGACUCUGUUCGCAGAUAUUCUAGACUCGAUUUUUUGCCUGAUGAAGCAUGAAACUGGACAUGUUCUCUUUGACGAGCUACUCGAUUCAUGCGUAGGCGAUGAGUUUCAUUUGGUUGUUUUAAAGUUGUGGUCGAAUAUCGAAUUGUUUAUAGAAACAGCCUUCUGUAGAAUUGGAUCAAAUUCAAUCCAGAAACUCAUCAAAAAUCUUAAGAGGACAUCAUAUACCUAUAUGAUGACAAGAAUUCUAUCCUCGAAGUUUUAUCAAAUAAUGACUCACGACUUUGCGAGGCACGUCAUCCUACAAUGCCUCAAUCUUUUGGAUAGAAAGUCGAAUGAGAUACUCUAUGAAUGUGCAAUACAUUAUUUCCUAGACCUGGCUAGACAUGAAGUUGGAUGCAGAUCGUUGAAUGAAUGCAUCAAUAGCAUUGCUGGUAACCAGAGAGAUAUGCUCCUGAAUUGUAUUGCACACGUGUCAGAUUUCCUAUCAAACGAUCCUUACGGGUACUAAUGAUUGAAAUUCUGUAUU
Messenger RNA from Olea europaea var. sylvestris, 828 nucleotides. RefSeq names its product putative pumilio homolog 21. Gene Ontology annotation, molecular function: mRNA binding. Gene Ontology annotation, cellular component: cytoplasm. Gene Ontology annotation, biological process: post-transcriptional regulation of gene expression. Bases 343 to 810 code for a protein of 155 amino acids. The transcript has 3 exons. The record is from RefSeq and is a predicted model, not a curated record. Lineage: Eukaryota; Viridiplantae; Streptophyta; Magnoliopsida; Lamiales; Oleaceae.